Messenger RNA from Pyricularia grisea, 1549 nucleotides. RefSeq lists its product as uncharacterized. The record is from RefSeq and is a predicted model, not a curated record. The coding region runs from base 481 to 1182 and encodes 233 amino acids. The transcript has 2 exons. Lineage: Eukaryota; Fungi; Ascomycota; Sordariomycetes; Magnaporthales; Pyriculariaceae.
CUGGUGCUGUGGUGCUACUUUUUUGUGUGCUUGCUGGAUGCAGCCAAGUGGCCCAGCACGACGGGAGAACCGAACCGGGCAUUUUACGGCGAUAGAUAUUACCUCUUGCCUUUGCCGCCCAAUCCUUCUGGGUGCCUCUCGGUUCUGUCCCUUUUUUUCCUUCCCGUCUCUUAUACAUCAACAUCUUCUCACUUGAGAAAUCUGAAGAGCCCUUUUAGCUUCUUUGAGCUUUGGCAAAGAAGACAAACGAUUCCCGACACAACUUUUACUUUUUCACUUUGACAAGCUCAUUGUCAAGAGAUAGGUACCUCAGCCGCAGGCCUUGUUAGUACAGGCUUCUCAGUUUUUUGGUGGACAAGGAGGGGCCGACUGGUCAGCUUCGCUUCAGCAAGGCAACUGCAAAAGGCCUCUCAUCCGGCCAACGUCAAGUGGCUUAGAGUCGACGAAGCAAAUACACAACAUCCACAAAACACAGCAAACAUGUUGCCAUCAACAAUAAUCCUUCUCGCCAGCGCUGCGCUAAGCACAGCCCACACAGUCAUCACCUACCCAGGCUGGCGCGGCGAUAACCUUGUCACCAACGAGACCUACCCCUAUGGAAUGCAAUGGAUCUACCCGUGCGGCGGCAUCGACGUGACAAAAAACAGAACCUACUGGUCCACCCAGGGCGGCGCCGUCGCACUCCAGCCCGGUUGGUUCCAGGGUCACCAGACGGCGACGUUGUACGUCAACCUCGGAAUCGGCGACAAGGGCCCCGAUGGUGGACCACUAAAUAUGUCGUUGUCGAUGGUGCCUGCCUUUGGUAUCACUGGCCCUAGCAAAAACCCAUACCCAGGCACGAUUUGUCUGCCACAGGUUUCGCUACCGCAAGGCUACACACCUGAAGUGGGAGAGAACGCAACAAUUCAAGUUGUCGAGCUUGCUGUGCAUGGUGCUGCUCUGUUCUCGUGCGUCGACAUUACCUUUGUAGAACCCAACGACCCGCGCCUCGCAAAGGUCAACGAAGACAACUGUUUCAACAGCACUGAUAUUGGUUUCACUGAUAUCUACACAACCAAGGUGGUCAACACGAACAUCACCUCCACAUCGGCUGCCGCCGCCAGCUUACGGCAACCUGGAAGCCUGACACUGUAUGCUGGGUGGAUUCCCAUGAUUGCGCUCGGCGCAUGGGCAUUGCUGUAAUUGGAGGGCUGAUUCUGUUUCUUUUUUUUCUUUAUUUUCAAAUUUCUACUAUUAUUAUGUUGUAUACCACCGAUUCUCACCAUAUACCUGCUGGGGUCAUUCAUUAAUGGGGGCGUUUUGGGGAGAAAUGUUCUCUUUUUGCUUGAGGUAAACCGAGUUGCUACUACGUUUUCACAGGGGCAAAAUUUAUCAUGAUCACCAACGAAUUGUGCUUUUAUCAAAGUGCUGCUAGUACCGUGUUAAAAGGCGCCGAAGAUGACCAUCUUAGCAUCUGGAUUACAUUGGCUACCAUUACUUUAGUAUGAGUUGUGUCACCGUUUAUUUUUUUUGAUGUACCGGAUUCCAUUCUAUGACAUGCUUUUUCAAG